Messenger RNA from Corylus avellana, 846 nucleotides. RefSeq lists its product as uncharacterized. The record is from RefSeq and is a predicted model, not a curated record. Lineage: Eukaryota; Viridiplantae; Streptophyta; Magnoliopsida; Fagales; Betulaceae.
CCAUUUAUGUCCACUUCCCAAACCCCCACUCUCUCUUUCUCGCACUCCUGCAAGAUCAUCUCCAUCUCCCACAAUCUUAUCGUCUUUUAUUCAAUUUUGUUGAACUCAUAAUACUGGAGUCAACCAGUUUUUUCUCUGACCCUCGAUCGAUUCCUUCCGAUGGGGUUUUUUAGGCGCAUAGGGGAUCUUCUAGGAUUUUCGAAGGGCGAUCACGAACCCAAAGGGGAAGACGACGAGAACAACAACAACAACAACAACGACGACGAGAAUUCUGAUUCUCAGACCCAUAAUCGGCCCCAUUUACAAGGUACCGGCCUCCCUCGUAGAGGCUUCGGUGUGCCGGUCCAGGUCGUCGUUGACCGGCCCCAGCUCGGUCCGGUCAUCGGUCCCUGUAAACCCGGAGAGGGCGGCGUCCAGGGUUUGAGAUGGUAUGCUAAGCAGCUGAAGAUAGAUGAAGAUGGAGAUGUAGCAGAUGAGUUUCUGGAAGAGGUCCUGCCCGAAGAAAAUCACUGUCGAACACCGUUCCCGAGGUUUGCCGUUAAGCACAGUACGAUGCCGGCGGAAGUGAAGAAACUGGCUCUGACGCUUGAUGGGAAAAUUGAACAGUGUGUGCAGCACCACGACAGAUUGCUGUGGGCAUGAAGUAUCUUUAAAAGAGAUUAAUAUUCAGGCGUCUUGGGUGGUAGGGUUUGUUUAGGUCUCAGCACAAGUAUGUUGUCAGUUUGUUGAUUCGGAAAGAACACUAGUUGUUUGUUCUUUAUGGAUUGUGGACCCAGCAACCCUUCGUAUCAAUGUAGAUGUGUUAUUCUUAAAGGAUUUUCUUGGAUGCUUCUCAUCCCUGCCAAA